AUGAUGUCCCCGUCAGACAGAGACCUCCAUCAUGAAGCCGCCCUUCAUGGUCGUGGCGUAAUAACCGUCCCCUGCGGGAGAUGCAGCUUUCUGUUCUACUACCCGGAAGGCACGCCUUGGAAUAUUGUAAACGACAUGGUAAACGGACAUUGGAAUGUCUGUCCUGGAAGCAUUAGUGCGAGUGUGGCAAAGUCUCGCCAUGUAGCAACCGAUCCUAGGUACCCCCCACCAUUUGCUGGCGCGAGGCAGGAUAAUAGGGAGGGCAGCUCGUCGAAUGAUGAGAAUGACGGCGAUCCUAAUAGCAAACGUAACCGAAAGAAGAACAUGAUGGACGAGAGCGAGCGUAAAAAGAAACUUGAGGAUGAUCCGUGGGCGUUGGAGGUAACACCUAUUAGCGUGCGAUGCGGGGCAUGUACACGUUUGGUCAGCCUUGACAAACGGUCAAGAUUCUACCCCGGAUUGUGGCUGAAACAUCGAGAGAAAUGCAUGGAGAUCAAGCGCUUAGAAGCGAUCGAACAAGAACAAGGCGAUAAGUCAGAAUCGUCGUCAGCCGUACAGUCGCCGCCCAAGAAAAAGGCGAAAGGACUCGACUCAACGGCUACGACGCCCGAUGUCACGUCGCCGGCCUCCCGAUCGACGGAGGUUAGGGAGAGCGCGACCUGCGACACCGCGAGAGUCGUUUUUUCGCCCUCUAUCCCACCUACUAGCCCAAGCGACAACUCAUCGCGGCGGGAAGUCCUUAUCGAAAGUCGCCCUACCUCCGAAGCCAGAGAUCCGACUGGUUCCAAUGCAGUGUACCUAGACGACUCGGGUGGACCGAGACUUAUCGGGAAAAGGCGUCGCAGCCCGUCGUCGGAUAGUGAGGCAGAAACCUUGGAGGAUGAUGAGAAUCGUAAGGCUCCAUUCUCCACCGACGAAGCGUACGACGCAUCGUAUCUUCCACAACCUAGCAAGUAUCGCCAUGCUACGUGGCGAGAGCUGAGAUCGAAUUUCCGAGGUGCUUACAACUUGAGACUCACCGGUGAAGAUGAUGUAGGAGGUUUGAACCGAACAAAGUGA
Pleurotus ostreatus (oyster mushroom) is the source of this 1059-nucleotide messenger RNA. RefSeq lists its product as uncharacterized. The coding region runs from base 1 to 1059 and encodes 352 amino acids. The record is from RefSeq and is a predicted model, not a curated record. The transcript has 4 exons. Lineage: Eukaryota; Fungi; Basidiomycota; Agaricomycetes; Agaricales; Pleurotaceae.